This is a messenger RNA of Thermothielavioides terrestris NRRL 8126, 479 nucleotides long. RefSeq lists its product as uncharacterized. Bases 34 to 309 code for a protein of 91 amino acids. NCBI's taxonomy places the organism in Eukaryota, Fungi, Ascomycota, Sordariomycetes, Sordariales, Chaetomiaceae. The transcript is spliced from 3 exons. Gene Ontology annotation, cellular component: membrane. The record is from RefSeq and is a predicted model, not a curated record.
GAUAUUAGCAUUUACACACGUACAACAAUCGAGAUGGACGGCGUGGUCGGAAUCCUGGUGGCCAUCCUCUGCGUGAUAUUCCCUCCCCUAGGUGUCGUCAUCAUCGCCGGCUGCGGCGCCGACCUGCUCAUCAACGUCCUUCUCACUAUCUGGCUAUGGGUCCCUGGCCUGAUCCACGCCUUCUACCUCCUCUUUGUGUACUUCGACCGGCGCGAGAAAUACAAGAUGGGGCAUCCCCCGCUUCAGCGCGCACCGUUUGUGUUCAGCAACAAGAUCCAGUCGGGAGGCAUGACCUACGGGCGAUUUUGAGAUGGAUCAGCCGCAUCCCGCCUCUAGACUGCGACGUUCAUGGUUUUCGGGAGAGCAGCCGGGUCGACGACACAACUUGUUUCGAGAUCUUUGGGUGGCAACGAGCGAUCUGCUAGUCGCUAGUGGGACGGCCUUGCUCGUGGUGGACGGGACCUUGCCGGCGUCGGAGA